AUGGCAGCUCAAGCAUCGGCCCAGCAAACCCGUCGUCCGAGAAAGAGGAGAAGAAGGGCUGCGAGCUACUCGACCUCCUCGAGCGAGGACUCCGACUCCUCCGAUGAGAGCGGCGACGAGGCUCCCCCGGAGAAGAUGGACGUGGACGGCGCGAGCGACAGUGGGUCGAGCAGCAGUUCGACAUCGUCUGACUCUUCGACUUCAUCCGACAGCUCAGAUUCAGAAUCGGAUGCCAAGCCUAGCACUUCAGUCAAGGGCAAGGCGAAGGCGCACCCGGAGUCCGACUCCGACGACAGCGAUUCCGACUCGAGCGACUCGAGUGACGACAGUGACGAUGAGAGUGACCGGGCGGUGAAGGCGUCCAAGCCGAAACGAACGGUACAGCGUCAGCCCACGCUUUCUCCCAGCCCGGAGCCGGAAAUUCCUCCAUUCCUCCCCGCUACAGCUGAGGAGGAGAGCGAGCGCCGGGCCGCGUUCAGGAGGGUGUACAUGGACCGCCUCGUUGAGGGCUUCGGGGGUGACAUGGAGGACCUGAGGAAGGUGAGUGGGACCGCCCAUAUGAUCGAGGAUUGUUUGCGGGCUCGCACCGCCCGAUUGGCUUGGCUUCGGGCGUAA
Messenger RNA from Trichosporon asahii var. asahii CBS 2479, 615 nucleotides. RefSeq lists its product as uncharacterized. Lineage: Eukaryota; Fungi; Basidiomycota; Tremellomycetes; Trichosporonales; Trichosporonaceae. The record is from RefSeq and is a predicted model, not a curated record. Bases 1 to 615 code for a protein of 204 amino acids. The transcript has a single exon.